Pseudoliparis swirei is the source of this 2824-nucleotide messenger RNA. It is a transcript of the gene gdf6a, whose product is annotated as growth differentiation factor 6a. The transcript is spliced from 2 exons. Gene Ontology annotation, cellular component: extracellular region. The record is from RefSeq and is a predicted model, not a curated record. Gene Ontology annotation, molecular function: growth factor activity; cytokine activity. Gene Ontology annotation, biological process: BMP signaling pathway; SMAD protein signal transduction. NCBI's taxonomy places the organism in Eukaryota, Metazoa, Chordata, Actinopteri, Perciformes, Liparidae. Bases 153 to 1532 code for a protein of 459 amino acids.
UUGUGUGGAGUCCAGAGCGCAAAACGCACUUCUUCUGGUGCGACCGGAGGGCGCAAAAGUAGCAGUUCUCCGACCCUGACGCGCAUCUCCGACUCCGGCGGCCCCCACGAAUCCAACUUUACUGAGCGGGAGUUUCCUAACAUCUUCUAGCCAUGGACGCAUCUCGACUCGUGACGCUAUAUCUGGGUCUGCUCCUCACUUUCCUUGGGAAUAUACCGUGUUUCCAGUCUGCUGCUAUCAUCUCCCCCUCUGCGCCGAGGAGGAACCGGGGAGCCCGGAUCUCUCACCGGGACGGACAAAGGUCAUCCAAGAUCCUAAAAGACAUCCUCGUGUCUACGCACCCUGUCGUGGGCCAUCACAAAGAAGACCUAAAGGACGCUAUUGUGCCCCAUGAAUACAUGCUCUCCAUAUACAGGACAUACUCGGCUGCAGAGAAGCUCGGACUAAACGCGAGCUUUUUCCGCUCCUCUAAAUCUGCCAACACCAUAACAAGUUUUGUGGACCGAGGAACAGACGAUCUCUUGCUCUCUCCUCUGCGCAGACAGAAGUAUCUGUUUGAUGUCUCAACCCUUUCAGACAAAGAGGAGCUGGUCGGGGCGGAAUUAAGGAUAUUUAGGAGAGCGCGCGGGAAUGUGCAGCCUUCUUCUUCCCUGCAGACCCCGGGCCUCUACGACAUCCAGCUCUACCCCUGCCGCUCGGACCGGCUGCUGGACUCCAGGUCUCUGGACCCGCUGGACUCCACCAAGGCCGGCUGGGAGGUUCUGGACGCGUGGGACAUGUUCAAAGCGAACCAGCAUCACUACCACCAUCCUCACCCUCAUCAUCCUCAUCAACACUUCCAGCAGGGGAACCAGCUCUGCUUCCAGCUGCGCGUCACGCUGCGCAAAUCGGACACCGAGGUGGACCUGAGGCAGCUGGGGCUGGACCGGAGCGGCCGGCCCCAGCAGGAGAAGGCCAUCCUGGUGGCCUACACGCGCUCCAAGAAGAGGGAGAACCUGUUUAACGAGAUGAAGGAGAAGAUCAAGUCGCGGAGGUCGGCGGACGAGAAGAAGGAGACGGCGGCGGCGGCGGCAGCGAAGGCGGCGGCGGCGUCCGUGGUGGCGGUGGCGGGGGAGGAGGGGGUGUCACUGAGGGGGGUCAAAGGGGAGGGGCCCCGGCGGCGGCGGAGGACCCCGCUGAGCAACCGGCACGGCAAGAGGCACGGGAAGAAAUCCAAAUCCAGGUGCAGCAAGAAGGCGCUGCACGUGAACUUCAAGGAGCUGGGCUGGGACGACUGGAUCAUCGCGCCCCUGGAUUACGAGGCGUACCACUGCGAGGGCGUGUGCGACUUCCCGCUGAGGUCGCACCUGGAGCCGACCAACCACGCCAUCAUACAGACGCUCAUGAACUCCAUGGACCCCAACAGCACCCCGCCCAGCUGCUGCGUGCCCACCAAGCUGAGCCCCAUCAGCAUCCUGUACAUCGACUCGGGCAACAACGUGGUGUACAAGCAGUACGAGGACAUGGUGGUGGAGCAGUGCGGCUGCAGGUAGCGCGGAACAACAACACCGACAACAUUAAACAACAACAAUAACAACAACUUUUAGAUGAGUCUCGAUGGGUCUGAACGUCUUUGACUCGUGACGCGCCUCACAAGGGAUGCACACAGAGGCGACACCUGCUAUUUAUUCAGACUUUAACGGUCAUUCACACUCUCUGCCUUAACGCGUCACGCCUUCAGUCCCAUCCACGCGACACGUCAUCAAACAGGCCGGUGUCCCCCACGGUGAGAGUGGGACGUGUCCGCGUGUGGCACGAGGGGAUGGCGAGAGACGGGAGCCAGUUGAGUCCCAUCAUGCACCUGUUCGUGCCGAGGCCAGAGGACACUGGGCUUUUUUCUCUCCUUCCUUUGUUGUUGUUGUUGUUGCCCUAUCAGCGUGUUGGUGUGGUCCUGCCAGCCAGGCCGGACUCUUGUGGGUCUGAGCCGUCCAGCUGGAGUCCUUACAGGCCACAGCUCUAGUGCCUGCUUUCCAAAUAAAGAGGGUUGCAUGUCUACCAAACAAACGCGCGCGCACACACUCACACACACACACACACACACGCAGACUGGUCUUCUAGGAGAUACGAUGGUGGUGGUUAAUGCCUUCAAGAUAUUUUUUUUGUUUUCAUUUGCCUUACUGGAGACCAUGUUGAGAGCCCAUCGUGGACAGAAAGAAACCCGCAACCAGACACAAGGCUGCAUCUUUACGAAAUGCACUUCCGCAACCGGCUGCGCCAAAGACGCGCGCGCUCGUUCCGCGAGAGAGUUUGUCUUCUGAGGACGAACAUAUAGAAAAGAAAGAAAGAAAAAGACUCCAAACGAGACGAUAUUUAAAUGCACAUUAGCUUUGAAUGCACUGCUGUUCAUUACCUUUGUUUUGUGUUUGUUUUUGAGCUGUAAAUAUUUGUACAGUGGAAAACUUUUACAAAGUGCAACGAAUGAAGAAAUGAGAAAAAAGGCAUUUCUUUGUAAAUAUACAAAAUGCACUCAAAUCGGUAUAAUUUCUAUUCUAUAAUUAUUUUAUUAUUUGUGAUGUACAGAGUUCCAUGAUAAUCAUAUAUUUCUUACAUUGAUAAGAGUAAUUUAAGGUGUAUUCGAUAUUGUCUUUUUGUUUUGUUUUGCAGAGGGUGGGAAAUUCCAUUAUUAAUGUCUACCUCAUAAUUGCAUAUAGGAUCUGAGUUUUGAGGUGCAUUCAGUUAGAGUGUAAAUAGCUUUUACAAUGAUAUAUAAGAUCAUUUAUAUACAUAUAUUACUGGAUAAUAUUCCACACCAUUACUGUACAAAUAAAAUUCAAAACAAAGUCUA